UUCGCUUCUCUCCCGUUUCGACCUACUCUUCAUUAUCCUGGAUAAGGCCUGUCCUGAAUCCGAUCGGUUAAUUGCAGAACAUGUGCUGCGAGCCCAUCGUUAUCGUAAUCCGGGGGAGCAAGAGGGCGAGGCCCUUCCUCUCCAAGUGACUACGCGACUUUUAACCACUGGCGGACAGGUUCAGACCGGUGAUGGCGGGCCAACAGAUUCAGAAAACUUGGAUGAGACAACUGAAGAUGGUCCUUUAGGGCAAUCGGAUAUGACAAAUGAAGAUCAAGUCUUCGAGAGAAACAAUCGACUGAUAAUCGGAAGUAGUUCUGGAGCCAAAUCCAAGUAA
Molecule: messenger RNA, 337 nt
Organism: Protopolystoma xenopodis
Lineage: Eukaryota; Metazoa; Platyhelminthes; Monogenea; Polystomatidea; Polystomatidae
Source: the annotation of a GenBank genome assembly